GUCGUCUGAUUGACUGACUAAGUUGUAAAUAGAAAGAAGAUAAUGUAGUUAAUGCAAUUAAAGACGGUCGUAAGGAUUCCCAGCGGAGUGGGAAGCCAGUCGAGGCCCGCGCUCCGAGCUAGCCGUAAAGCCGCCCAGUCGCCCAACCGCCCAGUCGCCCAGUCUCUCAGUUGCCCAGCCGCCGGACAUUGUUGUGCCGCGCCCACGACCACCAUGGCUGCAGGAGGAGUGACAUGCCCGGAGCCGCUGGUGCGCCGGCGCGCCGUGCCGGUCAUCUACGUGUGCGGCUCACACUACGACGUCGGCUUCGAUGUGGGUCGCACGUUCGCCGCUCUCAUCAGGAGCUUCGUGUCGUCGUACGGCAACCUGCGCGGGUUCGAGCGCGAGUACAAGUCGCCGGCGGGCCGCGCCGCCUACGAGCGCACGCUCGCCAACAUGCGCCGGCGCCACCCGUACUACGUGCGCGAGAUGCAGGGCAUCGCCGACGGCUCCGGCGUGCCCUUCCAACAGUUGUUCCUGCUGCAGAUGGACGACCUGAUCGGCAACAUAAACGACGUCCACGUGCCGCGCAACGACACCGGCGGCUGCUCCUCCAUCGGCCUGCUCACCCCGCACGGCGCGGUGCUGGGACACACGGAGGACGCGUUCGCGGAGACGCUGAACCACUUCUACAUCGUGUCGGCGCACGUGAUACCCACGCCCGAGGACGCCGCCGCCGGGGCGGUGGAGGAGCGGUUCGCGUCGCUGUGCUACGCCGGCCACCUGCCCGGGUACACCAUGGGCUACAACGAGAACGGGCUCGUGUUCUCCAUCAACACGCUCAGCCCCAUGGUGCUCAAGCCUGGAAACACGCCGAGAACAUUCAUCACACGGGCGCUGCUGGCAUCGAAGAACCUGAGCGAUGCGAAGCGGGUGCUGACAGACGAGGGGCUGGGCGUGGGCAACGGUUUCUCUGUAAACAUGGUGUGGUCGGAGGAGGGCGGUGCGCGCGCGCUUUACAACGUGGAGGUGGCGCCAGACCUGGCGCACGACCGCUCCCUGAUCAACGUACACCGCUACGAGACGGAACCCCUCGUGCACUGCAACCUAUACCAGCGACUGCAGGUGAAGGAGGUGAUCGGCCCGAUCAUUGACAGCAGCAAGGAGCGACUGCGCACGAUCCAUGCGCACGCGCCGCCACUCGCCCGCGCGGACAUUGCCGACGUGCUUUCCGAUGACAGCGGAACCACCUUUCAGGUGUUCCAGCACAAGCCCGACAGCGUGAUCAAGACCAUCGCUGCAGGUAUCUUCGACUUGGAGCAGAUGUCGUGGAGCAUCUACAUCAACCAGCCGAACGCGUCGGAGCCUGUGGCCGUGCUGCCCAUCCGGUUCUCCUCUCUCGAGGGCCAACGUUAACUUCUCAUAUAACACCCGUCCGCCGUUCUCCACUGGUCCUCAAAGUUAAUAUCAGAACGCUAAUGAAAUGACGAUUCAAGAUCUGACUUGCAUCACUUGAUACUUGUAGAGUGUUGUAGGUAUAUUUUAUAGUACUAAUUAGAAGUGUUUAGUAAUGAAUGACUUUACGAAAGCAAUGUGUAGGUACCAUAAUUUCGACUUUCACUUAUUUAUACCUACUUACAUAAAAUCGUGUAAUUAUUAUUAUUAUAAUAGUAUUAACCUAAGUUCAUUAUAAGAUGGGGAGGGACUCAACAUAGGGACCACUAAAAUAAUGCUUUUUAUGACCAACAUUGUAGUUUGAUUACUUUCAACCCUUACCUACUUAGUUCCUUUGAUUGUGUUUAGUAAUUUAAUAGGUUAGUAAAUUAAAUUAAUUCAUAUGCUAAGCUAGGUCGAACCACGUAAUAUACUGUAACAAUGUACCUAGUACCUGAGGAAUAAAGGAUAAAACUGAA
Molecule: messenger RNA, 1892 nt
Organism: Pectinophora gossypiella (pink bollworm)
Lineage: Eukaryota; Metazoa; Arthropoda; Insecta; Lepidoptera; Gelechiidae
Gene: tan
Exons: 9
Coding region: 52-1395 (447 amino acids)
Source: RefSeq, a predicted model, not a curated record